Messenger RNA from Protopterus annectens (West African lungfish), 445 nucleotides. RefSeq names its product circumsporozoite protein-like. NCBI's taxonomy places the organism in Eukaryota, Metazoa, Chordata, Ceratodontiformes, Protopteridae. The record is from RefSeq and is a predicted model, not a curated record. The transcript is spliced from 3 exons. Bases 25 to 309 code for a protein of 94 amino acids.
UCAUUUCAAGCCAAAACAGGAAAGAUGAAGUUGUUCUUGACUGCAGUAUUUCUCUUUGUAGUUGUCUUGGUUGCCCAAUGCCACCCUAGCAGUGAUGGUAACCCACCACCUUCUAGAGGGGAUGAAAAUACUCUACCCCCUCCUCCUGACAGUAACGGCAGUAAGCCCCCUAGAGUUGAUGACAGGCCUCCACUUCCAAAUGAUUCAUUGAGACCAAAUGGUCCUGGGAAUGCUGGCAAGCCACCUUUUGGACAAGAUCAUUUGCCUAAUGGCCCACCAUCAAAUGGAAAAGGAAAGGGCAAACCAUAAAGACUAAUUUUCUAAGAGGAAGAAAACCAAGAUCACAACAUGUAUUCAAUAUCUAGUCCGUGUCCUUAAUUCUACUUUCAUACAGAAAACAUUAUUACUUCUUUUUAAAGAGCAAUAAAGCUGCAUCUUAGAAAGG